UAUUGACUGACGGCCUCCAAUUGAGGCUUGAGCGGCGAUUGAAUUUCCUCGGUCUCUCGCAUUGGUGCCUUGAGUGUUCCCUUGGGAUCUUCGACCUUUUGCUAUCGUCCACCGGCUUCUGGCGUGCACUUCAGCCACGUUUAGGCCAUCAGCCACAUCACCAUGAGCGGGGAUGAGGACAAUCGGAGUAAUGCGGGCAGUGCCCAUGGGGGCAAUGGCAGCCAGAGCGGCAGUCACAACGGAAGUGCGGGCGGGGCGGAUGUGGCGGGCGAUGAGGAUCAUUUCGUGGCCCGUUGCCGGGGACUGCCUUGGUCUACUACGCAAAACGAAAUCAAAGAGUUCUUCAAGGACGCCAAGCUCAAGGAUGAUUCCUUGGAUAGUAUCCAUGUGACCUUAACGAAAGAAGGCCGACCUUCAGGCGAGGCCUACAUCGAGCUGGAAACGCAGGAAGACCUGGACAAGGCCGUGGCCAUGGACCGAAAGCACAUGGGAAAACGAUACGUUGAAGUAUUCAAAUCAAAGAAAAGCGAAAUGUCUUGGGUGCUGAGUCAUUUCAAGUUCAAUUCCGAGGAAACGGCGGGCUCGCCCUCGGCUCCAGAUGGAACCAGUGACCACGUGGUUCGUUUGCGGGGAUUACCUUUCGAUUGUACGCCUGACGACAUUGUCAAGUUCUUCCAAGGGUUGGAUGUCAACUUCGAUGGGAUCUUGAUGACCACGGAUUAUCAGGGGCGCAGCUCCGGGGAGGCCUAUGUGCGAUUUCGUAGCCGGGACCAGGCCGAGCAGGCCUUAGAGAGGAACAAACAGAGCAUCGGGCACAGGUACAUAGAGAUCUUUCGCUCGAGCAAUUCCGAAGCUUCCAGAGCUGCCCUCAUGGGUGGAAACGGCGGAGGAUUUGGUGGAGCCAGUGCUAAUGGAGGUGGUGCCCCUGGCGGGGGACGCAUGGGAGGGCGUUUCAGUCGCGGAAGUGGGAGCAUGAGUGGACCACCCAACCGUGGGCGUCCUACCCCGUAUGACCGUAGUUCCUCGUCUUAUUCCAUGGGACGUGCUUAUGGAGCAGGAUCAAUGGGCGGUGGAGGAGCCCGAGGAGGUGCAGAUCGACCUUAUGGAGGAGCUGGCGGAGGCUAUGGGGGUUACGAAGGAUACUUUUCAGGUUAUUCCGGCGGAUACGAUCGAGUUCCAACUCAACCUCCCCGAAGUUACGAUCGAGGAGGGCCACAACGCUCAAAUUUUGUCGUCAAGAUGAGGGGAUUACCUUUCAGAGUGACUGAAAAUGAUAUUGGCGAAUGGUUCAGCUCAGUGGCUGAUCCCGUGGAUAUUGAACUGAAGUUCAAUAGUCAAGGGCGACCCUCCGGUGAAGCGGAUGUUUAUUUUGCUUGUGAUUCGGAUGCGAAGAGGGCCAUGACCAAAGACCGACAAAAUAUGCAACACCGUUAUGUCGAAUUGUUCUACAACAAUCCCGUCGGAGGGUUUGCCAGCGGCUUCAGUCAGUAUUAAAACGAGAUCGGAAAAACGCCGGGCAUAAUAGCUUUAUUAACCAAGAAGCACAUGGACGGCCAAUAAAUCCAACCCCACUACCCCGUUCCGAAGAUGGAAUUGAAAAUCUCAAGCGAAUGGUCCUAACACAUUCCCGAAGACAACCCUGUAUUUCACUCAUUCAAUCGAUGUACCGAAUUAUCGUACUGUAGAACUAAUAAAAUGUUGCCCUUUGAACGCA
This is a messenger RNA of Tigriopus californicus, 1714 nucleotides long. RefSeq names its product heterogeneous nuclear ribonucleoprotein H-like (gene glo). The record is from RefSeq and is a predicted model, not a curated record. NCBI's taxonomy places the organism in Eukaryota, Metazoa, Arthropoda, Copepoda, Harpacticoida, Harpacticidae. Bases 163 to 1494 code for a protein of 443 amino acids. Gene Ontology annotation, cellular component: nucleoplasm; ribonucleoprotein complex. Gene Ontology annotation, molecular function: RNA binding. The transcript is spliced from 8 exons. Gene Ontology annotation, biological process: regulation of RNA splicing.